UAACAGCAUUAGUGCAGCACUAUUUCUAUUUGACAACUAACAUAACAGUAAUUUUCGAAUCGGAAGAAAUUUCAGUCGCAAGUUUACUUGUUGGCGAUUUUAUUGAAAUGAAUGUGGAACACUGGCUAAGUGAACUUUUUGUUUCUCCCAAAAAACCCAAUGUCAGCAUAAAAAAGGCAGGUAACAAAGAUGUGCCCAGUUUUGAGAAGAACCAAACAACCAACCAGAUUUUAUGUGAUUUGCGAGAUGCAAAUUUGUCAGCUGAUUUACAAGCAGGAGAAGAAAUAAAAAUCAUGAAAAUUCUUACCAAAGAGCAUAUAGCUGAAACUGCUAGGUUGACCAAUAUUCUGAGGCCAUUGAAACUGGAUGUAGGGAACCUGCCUGAUGAACUGAGAAAACUUGUGGAAAUAAUUUCCAUGGCAAAUCAGAAAGCACGGGAAUUAGAAGAAACAACUGAAAUAUCUACCAAAUUACCUGACCUAUCUGUAAGUCAAACUCAGGCACUUCAACGACUUCAAAACCUUGAGAAGAUUCAAGAGAGUUUACAUCAUAUGAACAUAAGAGAUAGCCAUGAGCAACUAGCUAGGAAAAAAGAGACAGAAUUUCUGUCAAAAAAAAUUGGAGAAUAUGCUGGACAUGUUCGUCAUCUGGAGAAAAAAUUGGAAGCGGUAGAAUAUACCUCCGAGAUUGGUCACAGAUCAUUAGAAAAGCGCUCAAAAGAGCUCAUUUUAUCAGGCGAAAAACUUUCGCAGUUGAGGUCUAAAUUGGAUAUUUACUCCGAUUUAACUCCAGACAUUAAUUUAGCAAAGAUUCAACUGCAGAAUGUCAAAGAUGAAUUGAUGCAACUUGAAAGUAAAAUAACAGACAAUAUUUCCAAUAUUAAUUCAAAUUAACUUACUUAUAUUUCUGUUAAUACAAACAAAAUCAACAUA
Molecule: messenger RNA, 932 nt
Organism: Daphnia pulex (common water flea)
Lineage: Eukaryota; Metazoa; Arthropoda; Branchiopoda; Diplostraca; Daphniidae
Exons: 5
Coding region: 108-893 (261 amino acids)
Biological process (GO): spindle assembly
Cellular component (GO): cytosol; HAUS complex
Source: RefSeq, a predicted model, not a curated record